Molecule: messenger RNA, 2749 nt
Organism: Branchiostoma floridae (Florida lancelet)
Lineage: Eukaryota; Metazoa; Chordata; Leptocardii; Amphioxiformes; Branchiostomatidae
Product: peptidyl-prolyl cis-trans isomerase FKBP1A-like
Exons: 6
Coding region: 97-423 (108 amino acids)
Molecular function (GO): peptidyl-prolyl cis-trans isomerase activity
Source: RefSeq, a predicted model, not a curated record
AUGUAUUGAGCAUCUACGGAUGUUUGAGUAUUGUCGAAAACCCCUAGGUGAGUCUUCAUCAAAUUCGUCAGCCGAGCUGCACCAGUCACUGCAAAAAUGGGAGUCCAAGUCGAAACUAUAAACCCAGGCGAUGGCCAAACCUUUCCAAAAAAGGGACAGACGGUCGAGGUGCACUACACUGGAACUCUGACAGAUGGGAAGAAGUUUGACUCGUCUCGUGACAGGAAUACACCCUUCACCUUUAAAGUAGGCAAGGGCGAUGUCAUCAGAGGCUGGGAUGAGGGAGUUGCUCAGAUGAGCGUGGGACAGAGAGCCAAGCUGACCUGCACAUCUGACUACGCAUAUGGCCCAAAGGGAUACCCUGGCGUUAUUCCACCCAACGCAACCCUGAUCUUCGAUGUGGAGCUUCUCAAGAUUCUAUGAGAGUCUGCUGUUGCCAUGGAUACCAGAUGAACCACGCUUUUUCCCCUCCACACUAGUGGGUUGAUGUGUGCCUGGUUCAUUUUUUCCCCUUCCUCUUUUGUUAAAUCUAGAAACAAAGAACCCUGUUUGGAAACCUCAUAGCCAGCAUUUUAUACAGUGAUGUUAUAGAAGAUACCAGCAUUAUCCUAACAAAUGCAAAUGUCCAUCCCUUCAACAUGUCCUCUUCUGGCUGCAUACCUUAUGAAGAUAACAAGACAAUAAUAUUCAGAUAGCAAUCUUGGUAUUUCACAUGCAACAUAGGAAGGAGGACAGCAAAAUGUUCUCAGAGGUUGAAUUUUAGUUUUCUGAAGAAAUCUCCUCCCUAAAAAUGUUAACCUUUAUAAAGUUGCAAGCUUGCAUGCAGAAACUUAGUUACUGCUCUUGUGUCAUAUUGCUCUGCUACUUUAGAUCCCCCCCCCCCCCCCCCCCCUACGAUAAGAGUAGAGCUGUGCAUUGAUUUUCUUUGCAACCUGCAGCUAAUCUAUGACACCAGGUAUGCUUUAUAUUAUUCAGGUGAAUCCAGCUCACUACAGGUACACUGUACAUUGUCCACAGGUAUAACAUAUUGUUGAUGUGAAUACCUGUGGACCUAACUUGUCUGCUGACUUUAAAGUCUCUUUGUGCUUAAUUAGAUAUUUACAUAAACAUUCUUAACAAAUAUAGAGAAUCAAAGAAGAUGAGCCCACAGAAUCAAAGAAGAUGAGCCCACAUAUACAAAAAGUCUCCUUUUUGAUUCCGUUUAUUUUAAGCAUCCUUCAAAAUACAGCUGUGAGUGAAGUACAGGACUUUGUUUGAUGUAUCUUUGUGUAGAGAUUUCUGUAUUUUUUUUCUACAUUACAUACUAGCUCACUGCCACAGAUUAUAUUCACAUUUUAGUCUAACGACCAUGGAAUUGUGGCCUGUUUUAGAUCAUUUGAAAGAUGUUCAACUCUGCAAAAAUGACUGAAAAAGUAUGUGUAGCAUAUUAGAAUAAGACUUUGUGCCUUUUCUUAUAGAUGUUUCUAUAGAUAACCAUUUUGUCUUAGCUCAACACCUUCAUCAGUUGAUGUUUCAAUAGUUUGUGGGUAGGUAAAAUGUAAGCAAAGACUGUUGUGUAAGGAGCUCUAAUGUACCUCAACAAAAUUAUCGGUAGCAAUUCAGUAUAGUGCUCUCUACAUAGUGCAACCAUAUUGUAGCACUUGUGGCAACGCAGUAGAAAUAAGUACAUAUGAUACAUAUGUAAUCAAGGAUACCGGUAGGACUGGGGAUUUGGGUAUUGUCAAUGAGAUAAAAGUAGAGUUUUAGAAUUUGUUAUUGCUUCAUGUAAUCAUGCAUCUACUUAUCUUCUACCUGAUCUGCUUUCAAUGACUGGGGAUUGUGCAACCAUAGGUUCUAUCCUAACGGGAACAAAAGCAGCUACCAUUUUGCACAUACUGUCCAGAGCUCCUAGGUCUUGAGCUUGAGAAAUACUGACUAGGUACUUGCAGCAAUGUACUAGUACCUAGCAUUUGUGAACAAAAUCUUGUAAUCUCUGACAUUUCUGAUGAUGUUACACAUAGAAGAGGCUAUAGGUUCAGUAAUACUUGCCUUACAUUUUUCUGUUGAAAGAAACAGUUUGAUUUCUUGACAUAGUGAGUGAGUUUUAGUCUGUGCACACGUACAAUGAUCUGCUUGUGGUUGUACAGGGUAUGUGUACAUCGUAAUGCCUUAUUAGAAGCUUUGUUCCCCUUAGUUUUGAUCCAUAAACUUGUUCUCAGCUUAAACUGAGAGAUGUGCGCAAAAUGUUCAAGGCAUGUAUCAGCAAGGAGCUUUUAUAUCAGAAUAUAAAAGCUCCUUGGUAUCAGGCAUGGUCUAGACAAUAACUGUUAUAGUUAGGGGCCUUCCCUUUUGCUGACAAUGUUUCUUGCUACCCAUACGCAGUGUAAACUGGCGACUGGCUUAUUCUCUGGCAUAGCCUGAGUUUGCAACUUACACUAUGAUAGUGCUUUAUAUACUUAACAGCAGGACUUCAGUGGCUUCACCCAAGUUCCUCCAAACUUUCCAUCAUUUCUUAUCAUCAAUGGAGUACAUAUUCCCUCCCAAUGAUUGCAGUAGCACACAUCAUCAGAGGUGUUGCUUGGGAACAGCAGUAAAGAUUUCAUGUUAGGCCUUCCCUGUUUGUGUGUGUGUGUGCGUGGGGUUGUGGGACAGAAGAGUUUACAAUGUAUCAUUGUAUUCUGCAUGUGGCUGUUAACAACAUCAGUAUAAGACCAUUGUUCUGUCCAUGUGACAAUCAUGGUAGAGUCACCAAUAAAUGUUCCAAGUUUCA